Spirodela intermedia is the source of this 2484-nucleotide messenger RNA. NCBI's taxonomy places the organism in Eukaryota, Viridiplantae, Streptophyta, Magnoliopsida, Alismatales, Araceae. The record is from the annotation of a GenBank genome assembly.
AUGGGCAACUGCGGAACCAGAGGGGAAUCGGCCGUCGCCGUUGCUCAUGUCCCAGGUACGCCACCUUCGGCGCCUUUGCACCGCUUUUCAGUGGCACGUCCUGCGGCUCUGACCAAUUAUACCGUAUUUCUUCUCGAUCCGUCCAAUGUCUCCUCGCCCCUCCCUCCCUCACCGCUCUCAUCCGUGGUAUCGAUGGAUCUGUCACAUCGGGAGCCACCUUCUCGAGUACAAUUAUCCACACAAAUCUAGGCGUAUACAAUUCUUUUAAAAUUCUUGCGAGGUUUCCUGUCCGUCGUGGAAUCGCUUGUAUGGUGCAUUUAGGGUUCAUCGAUCCAGAUUUUCUCUCGAAGCUUUCUGAACAUUUGUGGACAAGCUUUCGUUAUCUUCAGCUCCGAACGUCAACGAUUUGAGUCAACUCCGCAAAGCAAUCCCCUCUGCUAUGCGUUUAUCUCUGCAUAAUCUGCAAAAAUAGGUCAAACCCAAUCAAUCGACUCUGAUCUGCAACCAUUUCCGCUUUGCUGUGUGAUGAUCAUCUUCUGCAUUUCAUGGCGCCAUGCUCACCGUCCCCGCAUGUUUCCCGGUGCCAGUCAGGAGCGCUUCCCUGGAGAAGAAACAGAGCCGCUCCUUCUCGGACCUGAGCGAUUCGUCCACACCGCGACCCUUUGAAGAUUCGAGGAACAUUUCGAUCUACACCAACACCAUCGCCUUCACAUUAUUUGAGCUGGAAACCAUCACCAAGCGCUUCCGCUCUGACUACGUCCUCGGGGAAGGAGGGUUUGGAACGGUGUACAAGGGAUACAUCGAUGAGAACGUGAGAGUCGGUCUCAAAUCCCUUCCCGUUGCUGUCAAGGUCCUCAACAAAGAUGGCCUUCAGGGACACAGAGAAUGGCUUGUGAGUAAAUUUCUUCAUGUUCUUCAUUUUUCGAGGGAUUCCUCGUUGACCUUUUCAGAGUUCCAAGGGUUGACCGGAAUAUUAGGUCAAUUCUAGUCGGUUUACAUUACAUGCCUAGCAUAUAACGUGGGCAUCGAUCUGAUGAAUGCAGGGUGACCCUUUUGUUUUGUUUUUUCUUGGUCGUGCUGAAACUUGAAUCUCAUCAAUACAGAAACUCUCCAUUCAUGUCUUGGAUCGAAUGGGUGAUGAGCUGUACUGGAUUAGCUCGCAAAACCCAGUUGGAGAAUCUUUCCUUUGACUUGUUAGUUCGAUGAUUGACCCUCUAAGUCAACCCGUCCUCGGUCCACUUAAUCGCGGGCAUCUCAGCAAAGUCGAACCUUUCUUGCCAGGCAUCGGAGCUUGUGAAAAUUUUAUGGAUGCAUUUGUUUAUUAUUUUAUCCACAUUGGUUGAGACCUGAGGCGCUCUUGCUCCUGCAGACGGAGGUAGCUUUUCUCGGCCAGCUGAGGCAUCCGAACCUGGUGAAGCUGAUCGGGUACUGCUGCGAAGAUGACCAGAGGCUCCUGGUUUACGAGUUCAUGUUCAGGGGGAGCCUCGAGAACCACUUGUUCCGGAGUACGUCCUCCUCUUCCUCUCUCAUUUAGUUACUUUGACUGAUUAAUGGGGGAUUCAUUUUUCAUCCAAGUUCUUGCUCUUGCUUGAGGAGUUCAGAGACGGCGGCGCCGCUGCCGUGGCCGACGAGGAUGAUGAUCGCCCUAGGCGCCGCCAGGGGGCUCGCCUUCCUCCACAACGCGGAGAGGCCCGUCAUCUACCGGGACUUCAAGACCUCGAAUAUCUUGCUGGACAGCGUAAGUCCAAACCAGUUCCUUGUUCUUCGCUGGAUCGAACUUUUCGGCUCUCUCGCCGGCGCAUCACCUCCUGUUCUUCCCGGCUUCACAGGACUACACGGCCAAGCUCUCCGACUUCGGGCUCGCGAAGCUCGGCCCCCUGGGCGACGAGACCCACGUGUCCACCCGCGUGAUGGGCACGUACGGGUACGCGGCGCCGGAGUAUGUGAUGACUGGUAGGUCCUCCUCUCGGGGCAGGUGGCGCCGCCGCCCCCCACGACGGGGUUCGUCCUCAUCGCCGGUGCUGGUUUGUGUGCCUGCGCGCAGGUCACCUCACGGCGAGGAGCGACGUGUACAGCUUCGGGGUGGUGUUCCUGGAGCUGCUGACCGGCCGGAAGGCGGUGGACAAGACCCGGCCGGCGAAGGAGCAGAGCCUGGUGGACUGGGCGCGGCCGCUGCUGAGCGACAAGAGGAAACUCCUGCAGGUGAUCGAUCCGCGCCUGGAGGAGCAGUUUCCGGCAAGGGCCGCGCAGAAGGCCUGCAGCCUCGCCUUCUACUGCCUCAGCCAGAACCCCAAGGCCAGGCCCCUCAUGGCCGACGUGGUGGAGACCCUCGAGCCCCUCCAAGACGCCGCCGCCGCCACCGCCACCCCCACCGCCACCGGCCCCCGCCAUCGCCGGCCCGCCGGCCCCGCCGGCGCCUGCCGCUCCGUUCGCAGCCCCAAGUGCUCCCCUGCCACCGCUCCCCCUCCCUGCCGAGUGAGGUGA